CCCGAAAUUGCAGCACCAACAGUAUACAAUGGCUGUACUCCACAGUAAGCGCCCUCGUAUGCCAGCCAACUCUCAAGGCAUCCAUCAACAAACAUGCAUCAACGACGACGCAGCAGAAAAGGCAAAGCGGCGCAAAUCGGCGCAUUUCCAUACUGUCCCAGACCAUACCAGUAUCAGCAACGAGAACGAGAACCCAAAGAACCAAGCCGGGAAGAGGGUAAUAUCUGGGCUUGCUAUCCAGCAACAAGGAUUGAUCCAAAAGCGCGGGAAGAGGUUGUCUGCGGUGGAACCCAAUAUGCCGGAAGUUCGAAUCGAGGUCAAGGAGAACAAGUACGAGGAAUGGAUGAAGCUUGCAACUGAUAAUAAAAUAACUGCCAACAAUACGUGGAGUUUUGCCCUUAUCGACUACUUUGCCGAUCUCACCCUUCUCCGAAAUGGCCCUGAUGAUCAGAGUAUUAACUUUCAGAAAGCGAGUUGCACAUUGGAUGGGUGUGUGAAGAUAUGGACAUCCAGAGUGGAUAGUGUGGCCACAGAAACGGGGAAGUUGUUGAGCGGUUUGGCGGGAGGCAGUGCUGAGACAGGGGAGGAUGAUGGUUCAGAAGGCGAGGAGGAUGAGGCCGGAGAGCCAAAAACAACUAGAAAGACCGUCCGUUCUGAAGCUACUCUUGCAAAGUCGUUCGCCCAGCUUCAAAUUAAAAAGUUCGAUCUCGAAUUCACCGUCGAUCCGCUCUUCAAAAAGACUUCCGCGGAUUUUGACGAAGGUGGUGCGAUGGGCUUGCUGAUGAACCAUUUAAGUGUGGAUAACAAAUUGAGGGAAGUGUUUGAUGCCGGUGAUGCGGUGGCAGAUGAACAGGAUCUGGAUGAGGAAAAAGAAGAGGGGGGUGGAGGGAUGAUUGAUGAGGUUGUGCAGCUGGAAAAAUUACGAAAUUACAUUCCUAUCACCAAAUUCCUCGCCGACUACUCUAUCAACCCCUCUCUCGCCUCGUUCCACUUUAGUUCUGACUCUUCAACCGGAAACGACAAUGACCCCGCCAUCAUUCUUGGGCUCAAAGACUCUUUCCCCGUUGACGAAUAUGAUCAUUAUGAUAUCCCAAUGGCGACAGCGGAUGACUACAACCCGAUGGACCCGGCAUCCAACCGAAGGAGUGGGGAGGGGUAUGAUUUCUUUGGAAGUGAGGAUUAUGAUGCUGUACCAGCCUAUGGGGAUGGCGGUUUCGAUGAAGAUGGUGCGAGUAUGAUGGGUGAUCCUGAGGACGGCCUCUCCGCUCCUUUUCACAACCCUGCGAACAGUAACGGAGGCUCCCUUGCGCUCCUUGGUCCAGGGUCUUCUCAUUUGGGCCCCUUUGAUCCCCACCGCCAAGGUCAAGGCCACGAAAUUGUGCUCACUUUGGGAGAAGGGGGUGAUAUCGGGUCAGGAGGGAUGUUUGAAUACUUUGAUAAAGGAUUCGGGAAGAGUUGGGCUGGCGCAGAACAUUGGAGAUUAAGGAAGGUCUCUAGAAAGGAUAUGGCUACUGCCGGGACAAUUACCACUACAAACUCAAAAACCAAGGUUGACAAGACCCCCUUCGCAAUCGAUUUCCACACUCCUAUGGUUACUUCCCUUACCUCCUCUACUCAAGCGCUCUUCACCCCCGCGUCUAAUAAAUCGUCUAUCACCCUCCCGUCGACUUUUGCCCCCAUUAGAACAAAGAACGGCAAGGCAGUGUCGGGCCAGCGUCAGCUUAGGGAAGAGCGCCUUUUACCGGACGACAUGCAUUUUAGCAGUCACCAGCUUUUGAGGCUGUUUUUGAAGCCCCAAUUCUCCUUGAAGAUGCGGCCAGGUGGUAGAAACAUGGGAGGAAUGGGGGGGAUGAUAGGUGCAGAUGGGGAGAUUGAUGAGAAUUUCUGGGCGGCCGCUGCAAAAGAGAGAGAGGGAGGUGAAUGUGCUGGGGAUGAAUUUGGUUCUGCUCCUGCACCAUUUGAAUCCCAGUUCUUCCAAGACGACGAUGAUUACGGUGACAUGGAUAAUGACGUCGACUUUGGGCCUAUCCAACCUAAUGUUCCUGUCCUCUGCGGCCCCGGUGAAGAGGAAGACGAUCUCUGGGCAGGCACGCAAAUGGAAUUGAAAAAGGCUCGUCCGGAGAACGUCAAUUUUACGAAGAAGGCGAAAAGAGUGGAUGUGAAGAGGUUGAAGGAUGACAUCUGGACGGGUUUGAAAGAUCUUGUACCUUAUUCCGAUAAAGCUGGUGAUACAGAUACCGACGAUGAGGAUUCCACCCCUUCCACACCUCCUGAACCUUCCGAUUCCGAACCGGUCAAGACAUUCUCCUCCAUUAUCCAAUCUCUUCGCUCAACUUACCCACCUCAGAAAAUGUCUGAAAUCUCGACAUCAUUUUGUUUCAUUUGUCUGUUACAUCUGGCGAAUGAGGAAGGGUUGCGAAUCGAGAGUGCGAGAGGGGACGGAAAGGAAGGGGAAGAUGUGGGCUGCGUGGGAAUAGCGCCAGUGGGAGAAGACGGGGAGGUUGUUUUGGGCGAGGGAUUAAAUGCUUUGCUGGGGAUGUUGGGCGCUGGUAGAGGUGGGUCGGAAGGAAUGGAAAGCACAAGUGAGGGAGUAAAGAAGGAUAGGGUGAUUGGCGAGUUGGAGGCAUUGAAGGUGUACAAGGAUCACGCGGCUGGUCGAGCUGCGUAAGGUCGUAAAACAUCUCUACGAUGAUGGAAGUGUCUCGUUUGGGAUAAGGGUUUUGUCUUUUUUUCCUCCUUUAAUUGAGGGAAUCCACUGUACUAUGUUCGUGUUAUCAUCGCUUAUGCGCCCUACCUUCUUCAGGGCAUAAGAUAAUAUUUAGCAUGCGCUAACUGUUACAAUGCAUAAGAUUGGUC
Molecule: messenger RNA, 2856 nt
Organism: Cryptococcus deneoformans JEC21
Lineage: Eukaryota; Fungi; Basidiomycota; Tremellomycetes; Tremellales; Cryptococcaceae
Product: mitotic chromosome condensation-related protein, putative
Exons: 8
Coding region: 29-2668 (879 amino acids)
Biological process (GO): mitotic chromosome condensation
Cellular component (GO): condensin complex
Molecular function (GO): chromatin binding
Source: RefSeq, a predicted model, not a curated record